AUGUUCAAAAUCGACGACUUCAAUGCAGCAAGAUUGUUAAUGGUCGGAGAACCUUCCGCCGUUCCCGGCGAAUUUCCCGUCACUGUUGCAGCUUCAAUGAAGCGAGGCUUAGUAUGUGUGGGAUAUACCGGAGCAAAGGCCGGUGUCUCUUGUGCUCCCUUCACGCUCGAGGGACUGGGCCCGAUGAAACAGGUGCUUGAUUUUGAUCUCAACCAGACCACGCCCCCUACAGGCCCCACGAAUACCAUCGCCCAGGUAUUUUUCACUGAAAAUGAUACUCGUCUUAUUACCACUGUCAAAGGGGAUCCGACUACCAAUAAGACCGGUUUCAUCUCUGUUUUGCCAUUCAAAGAUUCCUACUCAUCUACAUUCGAAAGCCACGAUGUACGGACCUCCCCACCCGGAACUGCUGUGCUUUUUGGCGGUGUUAGUAUCCCCGACACUUCUGAUCUAUUCAUAACGGAUGCAUCGUUCGGAGCCACACUUCUCAGCCUCCAUCCGACUACAGACAGGGUGUCUCUCCUGCACAAAACCGUCAUACCUGGUCAAAAAGCGACGUGCUGGGCCGCAUAUUCCAAGGCAAGGGAAAGUGUCUUUGUCACUGAUGGGGCAGCCGACCGACUGGUCGAGAUCAGUGAACAUGACUCAAAAAUCAUGUCGACUCUUGACUUGAAAAACGGCGAUCCUGGACUCCUUGAUCUUAAAGUUUCUGGCCGCUUUGUGUAUGCGCUUUCUCCCGGCAAUGGCACUAUGCCUGCCGCAAUCACGGUGGUGGAUUCCUUCCAGGGUCAGCAGAUUCAGUAUUUCCAGCUCGAAAAAUGGGGUGCGGGCAAGCGCUCCCAGGGCAUGGCUAUUCUUCCAUAG
Penicillium riverlandense is the source of this 864-nucleotide messenger RNA. RefSeq lists its product as uncharacterized. The transcript has a single exon. NCBI's taxonomy places the organism in Eukaryota, Fungi, Ascomycota, Eurotiomycetes, Eurotiales, Aspergillaceae. The record is from RefSeq and is a predicted model, not a curated record. Bases 1 to 864 code for a protein of 287 amino acids.